AAGCGCAGGCCAAGCGCACGUCCGUCAGCCCGUCGGUCCGCUGGUCCGCCUCCCGGUACCCCGAGCGCCUCGGCCGUCUUCGCUGUUCUGCCGUCUUUCUGGCCCAAACGGUGGCCGGGGUGCUGAUCAUGGCUACAUUCAUCUCGGUGCAGCUGAAAAAGACCUCGGAGGUGGACCUGGCUAAGCCACUGGUGAAGUUCAUCCAGCAGACCUACCCGAGCGGCGGGGAGGAGCAGGCCCAGUACUGCCGCGCGGCCGAGGAGCUCAGCAAGCUGCGCCGCACCGCCCUGGGCCGCCCGCUGGACAAGCAUGAGGGCGCCCUCGAGACGCUCCUGAGAUAUUAUGAUCAGAUUUGUGCCAUUGAACCCAAAUUCCCAUUUUCUGAAAAUCAGAUAUGCUUGACAUUUACCUGGAAGGAUGCUUUUGAUAAAGGUUCACUUUUUGGAGGAUCUGUAAAAUUGGCUCUUGCAAGCUUAGGAUAUGAAAAGAGCUGUGUGUUGUUCAAUUGUGCAGCCUUAGCUAGCCAGAUUGCAGCAGAACAGAACCUGGAUAAUGAUGAAGGAUUGAAAAUCGCUGCUAAACAUUACCAGUUUGCUAGUGGUGCCUUUUUACAUAUUAAGGAGACGGUUUUAUCUGCCUUAAAUCGAGAGCCUACUGUGGACAUAUCUCCAGACACUGUUGGGACCCUCAGUCUUAUCAUGCUGGCACAGGCCCAAGAAGUAUUUUUUUUAAAAGCUGCAAGAGAUAAAAUGAAAGAUGCCAUCAUAGCUAAGUUGGCUAAUCAGGCUGCAGAUUACUUUGGUGAUGCUUUCAAACAGUGUCAAUACAAAGACACUCUCCCCAAGUAUUUUUAUUUCCAGGAGGUGUUCCCCGUCUUGGCUGCAAAACACUGUAUCAUGCAGGCCAAUGCUGAGUACCACCAGUCUAUCCUGGCAAAACAGCAGAAGAAAUUUGGGGAAGAGAUUGCAAGGUUACAGCAUGCAGCAGAAUUGAUUAAGACAGUGGUAUCGCGCUAUGAUGAAUAUGUCAAUGUGAAGGAUUUUUCUGACAAAAUCAGCCGUGCCCUUACUGCAGCAAAGAAGGAUAAUGACUUCAUUUAUCAUGAUCGAGUUCCAGACCUUAAAGAUCUAGAUCCUAUUGGCAAAGCCUCACUUGUGAAGUCUACCCCAGUCAAUGUACCCAUCAGCCAGAAGUUCAAUGAUCUGUUUGAGAAGAUGGUUCCUGUGUCAGUGCAACAAUCUUUGGCUGCCUUUAAUCAGAGGAAAGCUGAUUUGGUCAACAGAUCAAUUGCUCAAAUGAGAGAAGCUACCACUUUGGCAAAUGGGGUAUUAGCUUCCCUUAAUCUUCCAGCAGCAAUUGAAGAUGUGUCUGGAGAUACUGUACCUCAGUCUAUAUUGACCAAGUCUACAUCUGUGAUUGAACAGGGAGGUAUCCAGACUGUUGAUCAGUUGAUCAAAGAACUACCUGAACUACUACAAAGAAAUAGAGAAAUUCUAGAUGAGAGGGAACCAACUUCAGAACAGUUUUAGAUAAAGCUGUGCAAGCAGAUGGACUAGUAAAAGAACGUUACCAGUCUCAUCGUGACACCAUUGCACUUCUCUGUAAGCCGGAGCCUGAGCUGAAUGCUGCCAUCCCCUCUGCUAACCCAGCAAAGACCAUGCAGGGCAGCGAGGUUGUAAAUGUCUUAAAAUCCUUGUUGACAAAUCUUGAUGAAGUAAAGAAGGAAAGAGAGAAUCUCGAGAAUGACCUUAAGUCAGUGAAUUUUGAUAUGACAAGCAAGUUUUUGACAGCUUUGGCUCAGGAUGGUGUGAUUAAUGAAGAAGCUCUUUCUGUCACUGAACUGGAUCGAAUCUAUGGAGGUCUUACAACUAAAGUCCAAGAAUCUCUAAAGAAACAGGAGGGACUUCUAAAAAAUAUUCAGGUCUCACACCAGGAAUUUUCAAAAAUGAAACAAUCUAACAAUGAGGCUAACUUAAGAGAAGAAGUUUUGAAGAAUUUAGCUACUGCAUAUGACAACUUUGUUGAACUUGUAGCUAAUUUGAAGGAGGGCACAAAGUUCUAUAAUGAGCUGACUGAAAUCCUGGUCAGGUUCCAGAACAAAUGCAGUGAUAUAGUGUUUGCACGGAAGACAGAAAGAGAUGAACUCUUAAAGGACUUGCAGCAAAGCAUUGCCAGAGAACCUAGUGCUCCUUCAAUUCCUACACCUGCAUAUCAGUCCUCUCCAGCAGGGGGACAUGCACCGUCUCCUCCAACUCCAGCUCCAAGAACCAUGCCGCCUUCUAAGCCCCAACCUCCAGCCCGGCCUCCACCUCCUGUGCUUCCAGCAAAUCGAGCUCCUUCUACUAGUGCUCCAGCUCCAUUGGGAACUGGGAGUGUGACACCAGCUCCUUCACAAACCCCUGGCUCAGCUCCCCUUCCACAGGCCCAGGGACCACCCUACCCUACCUAUCCAGGAUAUCCUGGGUAUUGUCAAAUGCCCAUGCCCAUGGGCUAUAAUCCUUAUGCCUACGGCCAGUAUAAUAUGCCAUAUCCACCAGUGUAUCACCAGAGCCCUGGACAAGCUCCAUACCCAGGACCCCAGCAGCCUUCAUACCCCUUCCCUCAGCCCCCACAGCAGUCAUACUAUCCACAGCAGUAAUAUGUCUGCUCAGAAGCUCGGCUGGUUCAGUUCAGAGGGAAAGAAAUACCAACUCUGCAAUAAGUGUACUAAACUCUGCGCUCUGGUUAAUAUAAUGUACUUUACUAUACUGAAUGCAGUAUGUAAUUUCCGUCUGUGGCUAAAAGCUAUGCCCCAGUUCCACAUUUGAUUGAACACGUGGGAUUUGCUGCUGUUGCAGUAUAAACACUAGAUAUAAUAGGAUUUGAAAUAAAUUACAGUUCAUAAAAGUUGAAAAUGAGAAAUUAAACCUGCAAGUGAAAUGUUUGAAAUGAGCAUAUUUUAUACAUAAGAUGCAGUUGGGACCUCAGAUCCUUAUAAAGAUGGUCUAAGUUUUCUUUAUCUUUUGGUUUAUUGAUUUGGUUUAAUUUCCAUUAUGGUAUUUUACAUAAUCAAGACAUUGUAAAUCUUAUAAUUUAAAAAUAAAUUACUUAAGAACAGUUGUCAUUGUUACGUUUUGUCAUUGAUUCUCAUUAUUGUCUAAUUCCUUUCUGGUUUUAGUCUCAUUUUGUAUGUUCACAAGUUAGAUACUGUGUUUAAGUGCACAAACAGUGCAAGUUAAUAGGUUCAAGGACAUUUUAUAGGAAAACCAAAAGAAUAGUACCAUAAUUUAUCUUUCAUAUACUGAUUAAUUUGACAUUUAUUUUAAAAGUCCAACAAUGUGGAAGAAAUACACAAUUGUUACCAAAGAUUCUUCAAGUCAGUAUACAAAUAUAUGUAUAUUUAAUGUUUUAUUGUUAGCUUUUUCAAGAAAUUGAUGCAAAUUCUGGUAAUAAUUCUUCAGUGUUUUAUAACCUGGUUCCAUAAAUACAUGUCAUUGACAGUACUAUCUAAUGUAAUGGAAUUGUUUAGAGAAAAUUGACUGUACCCUUCUGUUUUUUUCCACUUUACUUUCUUAACCCAGUAACAUUUAAUGCACAGUGUAUAUGAAUAAAUCUAAGCCCCUACCCCUUUUGUGCCUAAAAGAUUGGGUUGCUUUAUAAUUUAGGGAUCACGCAAAACAGUUGUUGGAACCACAUACAAUUUCUGGAACAGGCUAUGUGUUAUUUAACAUUAGUUUCUGCUGUUAGGAUACUUAGUUGCUGUAUAAACCUCAGUAAAAAUCAUUAAGGCACAUCAUGGGAUGAGGAAAUGAGAAAGGCAUGGGUUGGCCAAUGUCACAGUGCGGACUGUUUUAUAUGAGGUUCAUUUCUGAACACAUUAGGCAUAUGAGUUGAUUUUCAGUGAAUCUACGUUAUUUUCUGAGUUUUAAUGCUGACUUUUUCUUGCAUUAUUGUUUCAUUUAAAUUAUAUUGUCAUUUGGUCCACUGUUUUCAUUUAUAAUUUAGAUUCGUAUUUUAAAUGUUAGAAUAAAAGUAUUGUAAAAGGGAGUAAAUUGGUUUAAAAUAUAUGCAUAUUUUAAAGAAUCAUUUUGUUGUAUGUAGAAAACAGACAUAUUAAUUCAAUAUAAAUGACGUGAUGACGUGAAAUAUUGAAAUUGAUUUAAAGUCCAAUAGUUAAACCAUGGCAAAAAUAGCUUUUUACAUAUCAUUGCUAAGUUUUAAUACUUUCGAUUCAUUGAAGUGUGAGAUGGAUUUGACACCUCUGUAAAUGGCAUUUAAGUUCUACAUUCUCACCACUUGAGGUGUCUUGUACUUAAGAUAACACCCAGUAAGAGUUAGGGAUAUCCCAAAUUGCUAGUUUUUAAAUCUUACUAAUGCAGAAACAAGGGAAAAAGCAAAAUUGGCCUGAAUAUUCUCUUGGGGAAAAAGGGCACUAAAGGAAAGGGUAAGUGCAUCAGAUGUCCAAAGAGAGGUAUAAGACCAGUUAGCCAAGCUGCAUCUUGCAGAGAGGUGAGGGGAAAAUGGUUUAGAAACCCCAGAAAAAGAGCCUUCACAGCUUGCUCAACUGUUAGCAAAACCUUUUUUUAUGUAGGACCCAGACCCGUUCUCUUGUCAGUUUUGUAGAUUGUUAAAGAUGCUUUCUUUUGGUCAUCCUUGUUCAGGUACACAUGACCAUGUCUAUAGCCCUUCAUUUGCUGGAUUUGUCUUCGUAGGUCUGUCUAGCAUUGAUAAGGUGACAUGCAGAGAAGCCCUUUUCUUACCCAGUUUUACAGUCUAGCAAACAAGGAAGCCCUCUUUGGGACUGUGUUUGUCACCAAACUUUUAAAUCCUUUACUUAGCUUCCCGUGUUCCACAAAAUAACUUAGACAUUUUGGAUAAUGCUGUUUAUUUGGAGGUAGGAGGAUUCCAUUCUGUGGCUGAGGUAUGUUGUUCCCAUAUAGGCUUUUUUAUAUCUACCUAAACUGAGGGAACCAUCCCGAUAUAUUUUGGGCUUUGCAAUACUGUUUUAAAAUAGAUUAAUAAUGAAGCUCUGCAUAGAGGGACUUGUCAGAAUUGGGAUGGGAGCAGGGAGCUGCCUAACUUUUAUUUCUUGUUCCUAGUUAGGGACAUGACCUGACUCUUCAGUCUGGUAUAAAGCAUUGGUCUAAAGAGAGCUGUUCUUAUAUUCCUUGGUCUUGAUUAUCAGUUAAAAAAAUCAGUCAUGUCUCUACAGAUGAAUCUUUGUGAGAUAUCUUUGUAUCCAUAUCCCAACCUCUUUGUAGUUUAUAAUGACCCUUUAAGUAAUUAAAGGAAACAAAACAAGUGGAUUUUACAGAGCCUUUGUGUCCCACUCUUUUAUCCCAGUCCGCAGCCUUUCUGUCAAAGCAGAUUUUUAAAAAUGUUUUCCAUUAGAGCUUUACACUUUGCAAAAGUGUUUUAUAUACAUUUUCUAAUUUCAUAAACAAUAAAAUUAAUUUAGGUUUUAUUUUGCUAAUGGGGAUUUUUUUUCCUUAUGAUUAGUAUAUCUUGAAGAAUCUUGCUAUAACCCAGUGGUAUUUCAUGUUUUAAAGACUUCUGUGAAAUUAUUAGUUGACUCACAAUACAAGAUAUGAUACAGAGUAGGAAAAAACCCUGCUAUAGUCAUAAUUGCUGGCUUAAAAAUAGACUUUAGAACUAAAUGGUUGAUUAUAAGAUUUACAUGGAAGAGCAAAGAAGGAAAAUUAUAUUUUUAAAGAAAGAGAAUAUUCAGGCUUUAUUUCUGGUAUGAAAUUUAUAUUUUUAAAAAAGAUCCUAUAUUAUCACACCAGAGAUUUUAGAUUCUUUUCUGGUUACAAACAUUGCUGGUAGUUGGAUUAUAUUUUUAUUGUAUUCAUUUCUCUUAGGGGGAAAAUUGUAAAGAAACAAAAAAGGUUCCAGAUGAAUGUAUCCUAGAAAUAAAAGCUGAAAGAUUCUUAA
Messenger RNA from Heterocephalus glaber (naked mole-rat), 5913 nucleotides. The record is from RefSeq and is a predicted model, not a curated record. NCBI's taxonomy places the organism in Eukaryota, Metazoa, Chordata, Mammalia, Rodentia, Bathyergidae.